Onthophagus taurus is the source of this 846-nucleotide messenger RNA. Its product is annotated as trypsin-3-like. Lineage: Eukaryota; Metazoa; Arthropoda; Insecta; Coleoptera; Scarabaeidae. Gene Ontology annotation, biological process: proteolysis. Gene Ontology annotation, molecular function: serine-type endopeptidase activity. The record is from RefSeq and is a predicted model, not a curated record.
UAAAGAUGCUCCAAUUUAUUUUGAUCUCUCUUUUUGCGUUAUCUGGUGUUUUAGGUGGCCCUCACCACUUAAAAUUCCCAAAAUUCGAUGGGCGAAUCGUUGGUGGACAACCAGUCGAUAUAAAAAACUAUCCGUAUCAAAUCCAACUUUUAGGAAAUGAUGAUCACAUUUGUGGUGGUUCAAUCAUCUCGGAAUUCUACAUUUUAACAGCCGCACAUUGCACGGAAUACUUUAAAGCUCCAGAAUUAAAGAUCCGAACGGGAUCUUCAUACCAAUCAUCCGGAGGAACAAUAAUUCAAGUUGAAACAAUCCAUGAACACCCAAAUUACAUCCAUGAAACCACCGAUUACGAUAUUUCCAUUUUAAAAUUAACGGAGGCGUUAAUUUUUUCGGAUGUUACUGCUCCUAUUUCUCUUGCCCAAGAAAAUGAAGAAAUUCCUGUUGGAAAAAUGGCCGUGGUAACCGGAUGGGGGCGCCUCGAAUCCGAAGGUUCACUCUCAGAGCAACUCCAAAUGGUUCAAGUACCCAUAAUUGCUUUUGAAAAAUGUGCCGAAAAAUAUUCGGCCGUUAAUAAAACCCUUAGCGAAAGAAUGAUGUGUGCUGGAUACGAAUCCGGCGAAAAAGAUGCGUGCCAAGGCGAUAGUGGUGGUCCAUUAGUCGUUGAAGGGGUCCAAUUUGGAAUUGUUUCUUGGGGGGAAGGUUGUGCUGAUCCAAGAUAUCCCGGAGUUUACUCAAACAUCCCAAUCUUAAGAUCGUUUAUAACCGAAAAAACUGGAUUGUAAAGUUUAAAUUAUUUAUUUAAGUUAUUAAUAUGUUACAAUAAAUAAAAUUGUGUUUUCAACCCCA